AUGCUUGAUAUUGACGUAGGUAGAUUACCUCACGAGGCACGAGAGCUUGUUCCGAACGCUUCGUUUGAAGGCGAGACGAGCAUGCUGGAGCGUAUCGAGAACCGUGCAUAUCAACAGAGAGUUCCUGGGAGCGUCCAUUUUCUUUCGAAAGGACGGCAUGCCCACAGGAUAAAAAGGACACUGGCUCUUGUUGCCACUAGGGACAUUUAUGACGAAGAGAUCUUUAUGAACUACCGCUUUAAUCCAAACUCACGAGGCUUGCCUGAAUGGUAUCACGAUUGUGACCCCGAGGCGAGCAGUAGAAGGUGGAAUUGCGCUGGGAUCUUUUCUUGA
Molecule: messenger RNA, 333 nt
Organism: Chondrus crispus (carragheen)
Lineage: Eukaryota; Rhodophyta; Florideophyceae; Gigartinales; Gigartinaceae
Exons: 1
Coding region: 1-333 (110 amino acids)
Source: RefSeq, a predicted model, not a curated record